Messenger RNA from Chroicocephalus ridibundus (black-headed gull), 5523 nucleotides. RefSeq names its product Myb like, SWIRM and MPN domains 1 (gene MYSM1). The coding region runs from base 26 to 2632 and encodes 868 amino acids. Gene Ontology annotation, molecular function: protein binding; metallopeptidase activity. The transcript is spliced from 19 exons. Lineage: Eukaryota; Metazoa; Chordata; Aves; Charadriiformes; Laridae. The record is from RefSeq and is a predicted model, not a curated record.
UCGCGAGAUCGGCGGGGCCGGUGUCAUGGCGGCGGCGGCGGCGACGGCGGCGGCGGAGGAGCUGGAGGUGGACAUCGAAGGCGACCCGGCGGCGGCGCCCGGAGAGGUGGCGGCGGUGGGAAAUCAUGAAAACACAGCUUCAAACUUGCUGCAGGAUCACUAUCUUGAUUCAUCUUGGAGAACUGAUAAUAGUCUUCCGUGGACGUUGGACAGCAGCAUUAGCGAAGAAAACAGGGCUGUCAUUGAGAAAAUGUUGCUGGAAGAAGAAUACUAUUUAUCUAAUAAAUCACUUUCUGAAAAAAUAUGGCUGAAUCAAAAGGAAGCAGAGAAAAGAUCUAUGAAAAGCCCACAUAAGAAAACUGGAAAAGUCAUGGUGCGAUCACCUACAAAAUCAGCUAGCUACUCAUUAAAGUGGACAUCAGAAGAAAAGGAACUGUUUGAACAGGGGCUAGUGAAAUUUGGCCGUCGGUGGACGAAAAUUGCCAAGUUGAUUGGAAGUCGUACUGUUCUACAAGUAAAGAGCUAUGCUCGGCAGUAUUUUAAGAACAAGGCAAAAACUGAUGACUCUGAAAAAGAAGAGCGAGGUCAGUGUGGUAGCAGUCUUCCCAUUGAAGAUGGGAUAAGGGUAGAAGCGUGGUCGUCUGGAAACUUGAGAGGCCGUGCGGACCCCAAUCUGAAUGCAGUGAAAAUUGAAAAGCUGUCCGAUGAUGAAGAAGUAGACAUAACUGAUGAUGUGGAUGAACUACUUUCUCCUACCUUCCAGCAAGAAACUGUAAAAUCUGAAUUAUCUGUUAUUUCAAAAAGUCCAGUUGAAGAAAUGAAAGGAAUGGAACGUGUUCUUUCAUCUGUUGGGCACGCUUCUGCAAUUUCUUUACCUAAAGAAGGUCCUCAACACACCAAGCAAGAUACAGUGGAUGCGUUAGUAUUUCCAGGUGUUGCAGCAACAUGUUCUCAGCACCUGAAUGGUGAUAAAUCAGUGAAUUUAAAUUACCGGCAAUACAAUAAUUUUAUUGAGAAAGCUGAACAAGGCAGACUAGUAACAUCUCAUGGCACUGGACGAGUGACUGAUCAGGAGCUUAAUGAGGAACAGAGAGACCUGGCUGAUAAUGGAUUGCUUUUUCCCUCUCCCUGCCAAGUGGAUGGAGAUCAUCAGGAAGAAGCGGAGGAGCUUAAACCUCCUGAUCAAGAAGUGGAGGUUGACAGAAGCAUCAUUCUGGAAGAAGAAAAGCAAGCUAUUCCCGAAUUUUUUGAAGGACGCCAGGCCAAAACACCAGAGCGUUAUUUGAAAAUUAGGAAUUAUAUUUUGGAUCAAUGGGAGAGGUGUAAACCCAAAUACCUGAAUAAGACUUCAGUACGUCCAGGCCUUAAGAACUGCGGUGAUGUUAACUGCAUUGGACGGAUCCACACAUACUUGGAAUUAAUAGGAGCGAUUAACUUUGGCUGUGAACAGGCUGUCUAUAACCGACCCCAACUAGCUGAUAAAACGCGGUCCAAAGAGGGGAAAGACACAGUGGAAGCGUACCAGCUCGCUCAGCGCUUGCAGUCCAUGCGCACAAGACGACGGCGAGUGCGAGACCCUUGGGGAAACUGGUGUGAUGCAAAGGAUUUGGAAGGACAGACAUUUGAGCAUCUCUCUGCUGAAGAAUUAGCAAGAAGAAGAGAGGAAGAAAAACUGAAACCUGCAAAAUCUUCUAAAGGUUCCAGACAAAUAAAAAGUUCCUUUGAUCCCUUUCAGCUGAUACCGUGCUGUUUAUUCACUGAAGAGAAACAGGUAUGUACCUAUGAGAGAAUAAUCAAGAAUACUUUAUUACUUGUGCUACUUUUCUUAUACUCAUUGUUGUGUUUAUCAUUUCAGGAACCUUUCCAGGUGAAAGUGUCUUCUGAAGCACUUCUAAUAAUGGAUUUGCACUCUCACGUGUCCAUGGCAGAAGUAAUUGGGCUGCUAGGUGGAAGAUACUCUGAAGCUGAUAAAAUUGUAGAAGUUUGUGCAGCAGAGCCGUGCAAUAGCCUCAGUACAGGGCUGCAGUGCGAGAUGGAUCCGGUAUCACAGACGCAGGCCUCGGAAACGCUGGCUGCCAGAGGAUACAGUGUUAUUGGGUGGUACCAUUCCCACCCGGCCUUCGACCCCAACCCCUCAAUACGGGACAUUGACACUCAGGCUAAAUACCAGAGUUAUUUCUCCCGGGGUGGUGCCAUGUUCAUUGGAAUGAUUAUAAGUCCUUACAACCGCAAUAAUCCUCUUCCAUAUUCUCAGAUUACUUGUCUAGUAAUCAGCGAUGAGAUCAGUUCUGAUGGUUCCUACCGCCUGCCCUACAAAUUUGAAGUGCAGCAGAUGAUGGAGGAACCUCAGUGGGAAUUAAUAUUUGAAAAAACAAGGUGGAUAAUUGAAAAAUACCGAUUCUGCCAUAGCAGUGUCCCCAUGGAUAAAAUUUUUCACAGAGAUUCUGACCUGACUUGUUUGCAGAAACUUUUGGAGUGCAUGAGGAAGACUUUGGGCAAGGUAACAAACUGCUUCAUUGCUGAAGAGUUCUUGACUCAGAUCGAAAACUUAUUCCUCUCCACAUACAAGAGUGAGAAAAAGAGUAAUGCCGAAGAAAAUGAGAACGAACAAUCAAAUGAAUCGCCGGUGUGAUGGCUUUAACAAAACUAAAUUAUGGAAUUUUGAUUUUAUUUUUUUAAUUUUCUUCACCUCCUCCCCAUUAUGUCAACUCUUUCAGAAUUAUUAUCCAUUUUAAUAGAACUGUUACAGAAUCCGGUGUCAUCUUAUUGUCAUGAAACGGGAAUCUGAAAAAUUUGUGAUGUGCGUGACUUGACUACACGAGAAACACUUAAUACUAACAUUUUGUAAAAAACGAGUGCUACAGAAUUAACUGCUUGACCAACAGUCUGCCACCUGGGAAGAAGGACAACCUGUUGAGAAUCCUGUGCUUCAGUUCUCAAGGAGACUUUGUCCUCUCUCAUGUCUUCCUGUUUAGAAAUUUUCUCUUAUUUUUUAUUUACAAGUACCCAUCUAACUCUGAAUGAAUUUAUUUCUUAACGCUUUAGAGAUUGUAAGUUUGAAUGAAUUCAUAAAAGAGAAACUUCACUGAAAUGAAAAUUUUGUAGCUGGUUGAUUUCAAACUUUCCUGGUAUCCAGUCUGAAGUUUUAUUCAGUUGUAGUUUAAUACAUCAUCUGAUUAUUUUUAUUUUUUUUUUUUACUUUUUUUUCCCCAUUGAUCCCUUUGGUCAAGUGGCUUUUUGGCAUGUUCUUUGCCAUCUCGCUUCUGUAUUGGGGAGAAAAAGCUGGCAAGUUUUCCUGACUUCUCAGUAGCGGUUGUGCUUGUUUCCAGUGGAAAUGAUAACUCCUGUUUUAUUACAGGUUGCAAUCUUUCUGGUCUUCCAUUCUGUGGGGAGAGAGUACGUUGUUCUGCCGGAUUGUUGUGAUCUGUCCACUUCUAAUUGCCACUGUUUCCUGUGGAAACAAGAGCUCUUGAUUGAUGGCAACCUUAGUGCAACAAGCAGAAAAGUAUUUGCCUUUUUAAAGAAAAAAAACCCACCAAGUUUUAUAUUCAGAGUCUCCUCUAUAAUGUGCAGUUCAAUAAGAAAACGUCCUGGUUUGUAUCAGUUCUUCAAUUAUAAUUUCAUACAAGUAUACAUUCAGAUAAAUUAGUCCUAAACAGAUUGAUCUUGAGAAGUUUUUUUGAUUGGAAGUUGGAAAUGUUUCACGAGCUAUAUCACUGUGAAUCUUCAUAGAAAAAAUGUGCUUAAAAUUUUGCUUUCUAAAUCAUGAGGGAACUUGUAUGCAGUUAUUAAUAUUUACACAAAUUUAUCUUGGGCAAAGUUUCUCAGAGAGGUCUAAAAUAUAUUUGAAAACAUGAAUCAAGCAAGACCUUGGGUUUAUAUCUAGAGGGGUGACAAUGGACUCAAUUCUUAUUUAAAAAAAAAAAUAUAUGUGUGUAUAUAUCUAGUCUUAUGUAAUAUAAAUGGAAUUUUAAGAUUUUAUAUGUUUACAUUUUUAACUUCGGCUUUUCCUUUGUAUGAAGAGUUUGAAAAGCUUUAAAAUUGUGGAGUUGCAUCCCAAGGAAGGAACUCCUUUACAGGAAGUUAACGUUACUUUUUUAUCAUGCCUCGCAAAACGUUCAUCUCUUUCUGUUAGCGAGUGGAAGGUGCAGAACCCGAUCAUACGAAAAUGUAAGCCCUUGAAUCUGCAUUGGGGCAAUCACUGGGUAUCAAGAGCUGUGGACUUAAAAAUAUUGGUGAAUGUUCUCUGCUCUCCUCUAUGUUCAGACCUGCUGGUGCGCAGCGUUAGAGCCCACUAACAAACUCGGGGGAUCCAUCUGUGUAAGGCAUGGUGACUCACUCUGCAUAUAUCCUAAAAUGUCAUCUUUGGGACUUCCUACUUAAAAAGAUUGCAUGGCUUUCUCUGUGUCUAGUUUAAAGGACGCUUUUGGUGAGAAAGCAUUCCUUCCCUACUUAGUCGUGGAGUGGUCUGCAGUGGAAGGUGUUCUUUUGCAGUUUUGCAUAAGUUACUCUCUAGAAAAAUCGCACAGGAUAAAUGUAUGUACUAAAAGCUGUAAUUAGUUCUGAUUUGUAGGAAGAGAAUUCUAAACCUCUUGUGUAACAGCAAUAUGAAGUAGAUAAUGUUCUCUGUCCACACGCGGUCCGUUUCCAGCCAUUUAAGGAUGGAUGUCAGUAUUUCCCACGUAGAGGUAACGAUGUGCUAGCUGCUUCUCUCUUUAAUGAUUAAAAUGCGUUAAAGUAAUACAGUUGUAUUAAUUGGAUUUAACAGUGAUGUUACAGAAGCAUUUUGAGUAAAACAUACUUUUGAAGCAGUUUGUCUCUUGAGAAGAGGAGGUGGUGCAGUAUCGAGCCUUUGAUACGCACAUGAAGACUCCAGAUCGUCUGGGAGUUCAUUGGCAGGGUGCUGUGCGAGGAAAUAUAACCGCUGGUACCACUGUAAUCCGGCAUCACCACAUGAUAACGCAUGUGAACUGGAAAUACCGCAUUUGUGAUGCUAAGCAAUAAUUUUGUUGGCAGGAGCCAUGGUAAGAAAAUCACUAACCUACUUUUCAUAAGUUAUUUUGACUGUGUGAUUAAUAAUGAGUUUGGCAGUUGCAUGCUUCUAAAGAGAUAAAAAUCUAUCUUACUAAUAUUACCAAGUUCUGCUACCAAACACAUAUAAGGCAUUAAAUAUUUUUAUUGGGAAGCUCACCGGAGGUUUGGGUUUUUUCCAUCCAGCAAUCCCUUCCAUGCUCUCUUUGUUGUAAUGUACCUGUUGCGGCCUAACACCCUGUUUCUUUCUGCAAGAGCAGCUGUUGCAGCUGGCCGAGCUGUUGCUCAGGAGAUGGGAAGGGGUUGAGUAGCGAGUAGAAUGAUACAAUUUAAAGUGGAAGAGUCAACAAUCUAAAAAACAAAUAAACAAAAAAAGCCCCCACAAACCCAAACCCCGAAGAUGUAACUUUUGGCAAAUACCCUUUAUGGGCAUUUGUUGGCUGAGUCAAGUUUUGCUGUCCCAGUUAUCAGCGGUGCUUCUUCACAGGGAGA